AUGACACAAGGUAGGCUAUUUUAUCCGUUGGCAGUGCUUCAAGAUCGUCAUUUCAGAUCCAAAUAUCCAAAUUACAAUGAAAGUAGAGAGCUCAAAACCUGGAGUGUUGUUUCAAAGCGAUUUCCUGCCUGGGAACAAAAACUAGUAUCUAUGCUACUUGAUAAUAAAUACGCUGAAUCCAUAAUAUUUAUCAAUAGUGAUGUUUCUAUGAGCUCAGUGGGUGUUUUCAAACGGACCAAACUCCUGAUUAGAACUCAUAUUCUAAAUUCUCAUUAUAAAGCAGUGAUUGAUUUUGAAUCUAGGCUCAAUACCCAACCCAUUACUUCUGAGCCAACGGAAUUAGCGGAUUUCAUCGAGUGCAAGUUAUUAUUGAUUUUAAAUUGGUUCCUAAGGGGGGAAUAUCAUCAGUGUUUACAAAGGUUCAUUCAACUAAUCAUCGACAUACCAAACUUGGUGGAGCUAAUGGUAACUCUUCCAAAAGAUGAUAUCUUUAUAUCGAAUGAAACAAUGUUUUACAUCAUCACUGUAUCUGCAUUAGUGUCAAUUCCCCUAGAUAAUUUGGACACAUUCAUUCAUUUAGAAGAACUAGAACAGUUUCAUAAACACUUUGAUGUUCUUGCUGGCAAGGGCAAACUUAUAAUUAAUAGUAAGUUCAUGAAGUUUUUCGACUGGUGGCACAAUGAUAUGGAGCGGCUUUGCAAGCAAGAUUAUUUCUUAGAAAAAAAGUGGGAUAUAAUAUCUAAGACUAUGAGACAAAAGAUGUACGCAUUUUAUUUGAGGAUAGCAACUAAAAUACAAAUUAGUUACCUAUCCGAAAGAGUCGGAAUAUCUCGAGAAAUUGUCACUCAAGAAAUCACACAACUAAUCUCGGAAGCCUGUUUGAAUUUCCAGAUUCAUGAUGAUCUCAUUUUAUACCAGAAAUUUGACCCUCAGAUGGCUCUAAACGAUUUGAUGAUGACUGAAGAUAUCACAUUGGAUAAUAAGCUCUCCCAAUUACGUCGUCAAAACCAUAAUUUGAGAGUAAUCGUCGAUGAACAUUUAGCUUUAAGGAAAAGCAGAAUACAGCGGCGAAGCAAGGCGAGUGACGAAGAACCUAUGAAUGAAGAAGAAGUUUUCGCUCUGAGCGAAAACGAGCUCUGUAAUGAGACUGCUGAUACUUUCAAUGAUUAA
Messenger RNA from Kluyveromyces lactis, 1170 nucleotides. It is a transcript of the gene PCI8, whose product is annotated as Pci8p. Gene Ontology annotation, cellular component: COP9 signalosome. The record is from RefSeq and is a predicted model, not a curated record. Bases 1 to 1170 code for a protein of 389 amino acids. NCBI's taxonomy places the organism in Eukaryota, Fungi, Ascomycota, Saccharomycetes, Saccharomycetales, Saccharomycetaceae. The transcript has a single exon.